Fusarium falciforme is the source of this 204-nucleotide messenger RNA. Its product is annotated as Zn(2)-C6 fungal-type domain-containing protein. The record is from RefSeq and is a predicted model, not a curated record. Lineage: Eukaryota; Fungi; Ascomycota; Sordariomycetes; Hypocreales; Nectriaceae. The transcript has 3 exons. Bases 1 to 204 code for a protein of 67 amino acids.
AUGAAUUACGUUUCCGUUGUCAUCGGCAUUUUCAUCCUUCUCAUUGUGGCGUAUUGGCUUUCGUUUGGCCACAACUUCCAGGGGCCUGAAAUGGAAGCCCUCCUGGGACAGCGCAGCGAGCCUGUUAUUGCAUCGGAUCAGAUCAUCGAAUCAGCUCCCAGCACCGAGCAAAGGAGGUCCAAGGAGCUAAAACAAGCAAGCUGA